Nerophis ophidion (straightnose pipefish) is the source of this 3540-nucleotide messenger RNA. It is a transcript of the gene pnpla1, whose product is annotated as patatin-like phospholipase domain containing 1. The transcript is spliced from 9 exons. Gene Ontology annotation, molecular function: triacylglycerol lipase activity. The record is from RefSeq and is a predicted model, not a curated record. The coding region runs from base 109 to 1527 and encodes 472 amino acids. Gene Ontology annotation, biological process: triglyceride catabolic process; lipid homeostasis. Gene Ontology annotation, cellular component: membrane; cytoplasm; lipid droplet. NCBI's taxonomy places the organism in Eukaryota, Metazoa, Chordata, Actinopteri, Syngnathiformes, Syngnathidae.
UCUUCCCAGCCAGACGCUGAUUCUUUUGGGCCACACCCAAACCGCUGAUGCUUUUUGUUGACCAGCCAUUGAAAUAGUGAUAAACUCCCUAUACAGUCAACUUUGAAAAUGGUCUUAGAGGUAUCUAGCAUUAAUUGUCGAGAAGAACCGUCAUCCAUAUCCUUCUCUGGAUCUGGCUUCUUGGCCACCUACCAGUUAGGGGUUGCCCAGUGCUUUCUACAAAAUGCACCUUGGAUCGUGCGAACGGCGCCGCGUAUACUCGGAGUGUCGGCAGGAUCGUUGGUAGCCGCUGCUGUUGCCUGUGAAAUGAACCUGAUUACAAUGCGGAAUGAGAUGCUGAGUUAUGCCAAAAAGAUGCACAGCUUCACUCUUGGACCGUUCAGUCCGUCAGUCAAUGUUUUGGACUGGUUAGAAUGUGUCUUACAUAAACAUCUUCGUCCUGAUGCACAUCUUCUCGCAAAUGGGCGUCUUGCUGUGGCUGUUACCCGUCUAGAUAAUGGCGAGCACAUUCUCAUCACAGAGUACCUGUCCAAAGAUGAUGUCAUACAGGCACUACUUUGCAGCUGUUUUGUUCCUGGAUAUUGUGGCAUGCUACCUCCCUCCAUCAAUGGAGUACACUACAUGGAUGGAGGCUUCAGCAGUAUACUGCCAGUGGUCUCAUUACCCGGUCGCAUUUUAACGGUGUCUCCAUUCUCUGGAGAGACAGACGUCUGUCCUGCAGACACACCCUGCAUGUGGGACAUGGUGGUGACCGGACUCACCUUGAAGGGCAAUUUGGCAAAUGGCCUGAGGUUCUUUAAUGCACUCUACCCACUAAAAGUUGAGACUGUGGAGCAAGCCUAUCACAGCGGUUACAAUGACGCCAUUCAUUUUCUUCUGAGCAACCAGCUUGUUUCAAACAUGACGGACAAAACAAUGAUGCCGGAGCUGGACAGUUACAGUCGCACUCAAACGCCAACAUUCCUGGAAACCAUGUCAGAGGAAGAGGAGGACGAGGAAACAGAGACAACAAUGGCAUCUUUUCAAGUUGACGAAAGCAUGCAGAUGGACAGUUCUGAUGAACUUCAAUCUUGCAACUCAAAUAAAGAACAGACAUGUUUUCCUCCCACUUCGGACACUUCAAAGAACGUUCUACUUGACAGUGUGACAGAUUACAACAAUAGGCUGAGAUCUCCUGUUGGUUUCUUGGCUUACUUGUUGCUUCCCAUCAUGCAGUUGUUCCAGACCCAGGAAAGAGUGGAGUUGCUGUUUCAAAGGACUCCAGACUUGGCUUUUUGGACUUUGUAUAGCCUGAGGCAGUUUGCAGUCUUCUUUUUCGGCAUUAUGUUUGGUACCGUCAAGAAGAACUUUAUGGACAUGCUCUUACCGUUCAUGUUGAUUCUUCAGUUGUUGAAACAGCCAUCAGAAAAGGAGGUUACGCACCAGCAGAAUUGCCGCACUCGUCCCAAGGAGCUUUCUUUCCCUGCUCACCCCGAAAGUGUCCGGUGUGGAGCUGGCCGUUCCAUACCUCCCUUACGAAAUGUAUAAAGUACCAGAAUUAAAAGUAAUAAGACUUUAAAAAUGUAGGUCAAGUGGGAAGGUCCUCGGGAAUGGUUGUGUACAGUGUGCUCCUUUACUAUUAUGUUUUUUUUUUCAAAGCAGGCUUUCUAAGAUUUGUACCAUAUUUUCCGGGCUAUAGAGCACAUAAGCCGCACCCACUUAAUUUUUACACACAUUUUAUUUUGUACAUAUAUUGAGUGCGCGGGUCUAUAAGCCACAGAUGUACACAUUGAAACAUGAAAUAUUUACAUAGGUUCUUGUGUUAAUUCACACAUUUAACAAAAGACAUACUGUAACCCAGGGGUCGGGAACCUUUUUGGCUGAGAGAGCCAUUUAAGCCAAAUAUUUUAAAAUGUAUUUCCGUGAAAGCCAUAUCAUAUUUUUUAACACUGAAUACAACUAAAUGUCUGCAUUUUUAAGUAAGACCAACAUUUAUAGAGUAUAAUAUGUCACAAACUCGCAUGGCAGUAGUAGUAGAGACCCCUAGAUGCAGGAACCAGGAGAGCGAGGUGCAGGUAAGAUUCUUUUAAUAUCACCAACAGAGGAGAAUGAAGCAGUCUUGCAUGUAGAGUUCUAAACAAUAGUCAAUCUUUGCGCGCAAGGUAAGCGUAAAUAGAAACAUGCCGAUUGGCAGCAGUUGAGGGGAAAAAAAAACACAGCGAGACAAACAGGAAAUGGAAACAAAAUAAAAGCACUGAUGGGAGGUAAAUACGAAACAAAGAAGCAAAAACAGAAAUGAAGUGACAGAUCUUCAUAUAAUAAGCCUCUUAUUCUUUUUAAUAACAUUUUUAUUCGGAAGCUCACCGAUGAUAAAAUCCUUCUUACCAUUAUUGCGACUUCUUGAACAGGUGCGGUCGAACACAGAUGGAUGGAUUAAAAUGUAUGAGAAUGUUUUAUAUUUUGAAUGUAAUUUUUAACACUGCGAUUACCAGCGGAAUUAUUCAUUACUUAUCGUGUUAAGCAAUGUCAGCUAAGAUUUAUCUGAGAGCCAGAUGCAGUCAUCAAAAGAGCCACAUCUGGCUCUAGAGCCAUAGGUUCCCUACCCCUGCUGUAGCCUAUCGGAGAGGUCAUUCUCCCGUGUAUUCUUCUUUGGCGCACGGUGUACCAACCUUUUCGAGGCCCUUUAGUAGCAAUGUUUUUCUUCCUUUUCCGAUGGCCGGGUGGAUUGUCUUCGACUUUGAGGCUUGGGCUUUACAUUUCCUCCAACACACUUCAAGCUUUCAGUAAAAUACCAAAUUCCUUAACCGUUGUGUUGUCCUCAUUUGUUGUAUACACCCCGUGUCCUCCGGGUCAAAAUGACCCGUCUUCACUAAGCUCCCAAUAUAAGCAGCUUAUAUUAUAAAUGUAAACACCGAAUUACAUCUUGCUUGAAGAAACAACUUGUCAUUCACCAUAAAAUGUGUGAAUAACUGAGUUUUCCCUCUUUACUUUAUUUCUAUAGAUUAAGAAAAUAAAAAAAAAAUGUGCGUUUUGAAUGCAUUUUUAUUCAUCCCAAUGACUCAGUUUCUUUCUUUUCUUUCUCAAUACUUGAGUAGUUUUUUCACAACAUACUUUUUACUUUUACUCAAGUAAAUAUUUGGGUGACUACUCCUUACUUUUACUCGAGUAAUAAGUCUCGAAAGUAAAUGUACUCUAACUUGAGUACAAUUUCUGGCUACUCUACCCACCUCUGGUUAUUGCAAUUGAGUUUCUUCCACGAUCAUUGUUGUGUAAACAGUCGAUUGAAGUAAUUGUUAUCAUUGAUAUAUGUAACAAAUAUACAACAUUCUAGAUCUCAACUACUUAUUGAAGCACUUAAAACUACUUUCAGAGUUGCUGGACUUUUGUUAAAGUACACAUGAGGAUAUUGAAUAAUUGCAUUGUGUGAACACAAAUGUUUCCUGUUUUAGUUUUGCUUACUCACUAUUCACAGUAUGUCGUGAUUAUUGGUUACAGUAGUUAACCCUUUGUAAAGAAUGUUUGUUGUGAUUUUAUGUAUCUCAAAUUAAAGAGUCAGAGGUG